AUGUUUAAAAAUGAGAUUUCUAUGGAGCAACUUAUUUUAAUUGGAACUGUCAUUUUGAUUUCAUACUUUGCUUAUUGGGUGAUAAUUAGUACAAAGUGUCGUGGAUCGCCUCAUCAACGAACACGAAGAACAGAAUUAAUUACCGUUGAUAACGAAAUGUCUCAACGACAGCACGAUAACGAAACAAAUAUUACAAUAAAUGAUACGCAUUCUGAACUUCAAACACCACCACCAACUUAUACAAAAACGAUACUCGAUAUGGGAUUACCUCCUCCAUACACUUCUGAAUCAGACUCAAUAAAUCAUAGAGCUGUGAUUAUAAACGGUUAUUCAAGCUCAAUAGGAGAAGGAACAAGUCAGCUAGCUACUUCAUCAAGGAUACAAACACCACCAUUAUCUUAUCAUCAAAUAUAA
This is a messenger RNA of Dentiscutata erythropus, 414 nucleotides long. NCBI's taxonomy places the organism in Eukaryota, Fungi, Glomeromycota, Glomeromycetes, Diversisporales, Gigasporaceae. The record is from the annotation of a GenBank genome assembly.